Molecule: messenger RNA, 279 nt
Organism: Tauraco erythrolophus (red-crested turaco)
Lineage: Eukaryota; Metazoa; Chordata; Aves; Musophagiformes; Musophagidae
Source: RefSeq, a predicted model, not a curated record
GACGUGUACUCCCGCAAACAGGUCGUACCCGGCGAGGAGAACGUCCUCAACUGCUUCGUGAGUGGUUUCCACCCGCCGAAGAUUGACAUCUCCCUCCUCAAGAACGGGGAGCCCAUGAGCGGCGUCAAGUACGCGGACAUGUCCUUCAACGACAAGUGGUAUUUCGAGCGUCUGGUGUACGCGCCGUUCACCCCGGCGAAGGGCGACGUCUACACUUGCAGGGUGGCCCAUUCCACCUUCCCAGAGCCACGUUCUUUCCAAUGGGAUCCAGACUUCUAG